GCAGUGAUAGGCAGCACUGACUGGCACUGUUAGGCAGCACUAAUGGGCACUGAUAGGUGGCACUGACUGGCACUGAUGGGUGACACUGAAAGGCAGCUCAGAUGGGCACUGAUAUGUGGCAUUGAUGUGCACUGAUGGGCACUGAAAUGUGGCACUGGCAGGUGGCAUGGAUGAGCAUAGAGCUGGUACUGAUGGACACUGACAGGUGGCGCUACUGGGGCUACACAGAUCAUCAGGGCACACUGAUCAUCAGUGCUCUGAUGAUCUGUGUAGAUGUCCCCUCCGAGGAAUGCCGGAGCUGUCAGUGUGAACCGCUGCGGGUGUGU
Molecule: messenger RNA, 326 nt
Organism: Staurois parvus
Lineage: Eukaryota; Metazoa; Chordata; Amphibia; Anura; Ranidae
Source: the annotation of a GenBank genome assembly